This is a messenger RNA of Nicotiana tabacum (common tobacco), 785 nucleotides long. Its product is annotated as multiprotein-bridging factor 1c-like. NCBI's taxonomy places the organism in Eukaryota, Viridiplantae, Streptophyta, Magnoliopsida, Solanales, Solanaceae. The record is from RefSeq and is a predicted model, not a curated record. Gene Ontology annotation, molecular function: DNA binding. Gene Ontology annotation, cellular component: nucleus.
CUUUCCUCCCCCAAUUCGAAAUUCAACUAAGAAAAACAAAAUUUUAUCACCACCAAUUAUAUUCGUUUAAUUGAAGAUGCCGGUCCGACCAACAGGAGGAAUGAAACAAGAGUGGGAGCCAGUCGUGCUCCACAAGCCAAAGAAAUCACAAGACCUAAGGGAUCCAAAGGUUGUAAACCAGGCAUUGCGAACCGGAGCACAGGUUCAAACGGUGAAGAAAUUCGACGCCGGUUUGAAUAAGAAAACGACUGCCGCUUCCGCUGUCGUUAAUGUUAGAAAGCUGGAUGAGGCGGCGGAACCGGCGGCGCUUGAGAAAGUACCGGUGGAGGUAAGGCAAGCUAUACAAAAGGCGAGGAUUGAGAAGAAGAUGAGCCAAGCUGAGUUGGCGAAACAGAUCAAUGAACGGCCACAGGUUGUUGCAGAGUAUGAGAAUGGUAAGGCCGUUCCUAAUCAAUUGGUGUUGGCCAAAAUGGAGAAGAUCCUUGGUGUUAAACUUAGAGGUAAAAUUCACAAGUGAGCGUUUGUAUGAGAUUGCCAAGUUCAUGGUUGUAUUGUUAAUAACUUGUGGAUUAUCCAGGAUUUCGUGUUCUGAACUGAUUAAUCGUCUUGUAACUGUUUAGAAGCUGUGGCUAUGUAAAAAAAUAUGGUGUAAUGUGUUCAUUUUAGUGAAAAAUGGUAGUACUCUCUUUCAAUUUUAAGUGGUACUAGUACUGUGAUCUAUUAAGCAUUUUGUAAUUGUUUAGAAGUUGUGGCUCUGUAAAGAAAUAUAAAACCUUCUUAGCUUA